AUGGGAAAAAUGGAGCAAAUUGCGGUGGACCCUGAUUUCUACUCCAUGGUCAAUGGCUAUGGCAUGGAUGCGCAGGACCUUCAGUCGGAUACCACAUCUAUCGCGUCUGCGAUCGCGAGAGGACGGCUGGAAAACGGCCGAAGAUAUCAAGCCAUUAAAGAAGAUGACUACUGGGGUCCUUCUGACGAGCAGCAAUUCGAGGCGUUCGAGAUUGGCCAUAUGAUGUUUCUCGUGCUAGAUCACGAGCAACUGAAUCCUUUUUUCCGCUCCCCUAUCGGCGAUUCGCCCAAGAAUAUUUUAGAUAUCGGAACUGGGCAAGGGAGUUGGGCAAUUGAUGUGUCCGAUCGCUAUCCGUUAGCUACCGUCCGCGGAGUGGAUAUCUUCCCCCCACCCGUAACAUGGAUGCCCCCAAACUGCAUCUUCGAGGUGGAUGAUGUGCUUCGCGAGUGGACAUGGAGAGAGCCAUUUGACUUCAUCCAUAUGCGCCUAAUGUAUGGUGCAUUCCCUCCCGACGGAUGGCGUAAGCUAUACAAGCAAGCCUACGACGCCCUAGAGCCCGGUGGCUGGAUCGAACAAGUGGAAAUAGACGUGCGAGUCUACAGCGAUGAUGGCACCUUGAAGAAAGAACACCAGCUAUAUGGGUGGGGCGCCAUGUUUAUUAGAUGCUCUGAGCGAGCUGGACGGUCCCUCAGAACCAACGAAACAAUGCGCAGCGCAAUCGAGGAAGCCGGGUUCGUGGAUGUGCACGAGAAACGGUACAAGAUUCCCAUAGGACCGUGGGCUAGGGAUCUGACACUGAAGGAGGCCGGACACCUCCAGUAUGGCCAUUGGAAUGCCGCUUUAGAAGGUUGGGCGAUGUGGCUCCUCACUCACUUUGGGGAGCCGGAGCCGUGGACGAAGGAGGAGGUGCAGGUGUAUCUGGCUAAAGUGCGCAAAGAGCUGAGCAAUCCGCACAUUCACGCUUAUGAACCUGGGACCCGCGUCUGGGCAAGAAAGCCUACCAAGGAGGAAUUGGAAGUGAAGAAAGAGAAGGAGGCAAAGAUUAAGAUCGAGACAUCGCCGUAA
Penicillium expansum is the source of this 1065-nucleotide messenger RNA. Its product is annotated as class I SAM-dependent methyltransferase. Bases 1 to 1065 code for a protein of 354 amino acids. NCBI's taxonomy places the organism in Eukaryota, Fungi, Ascomycota, Eurotiomycetes, Eurotiales, Aspergillaceae. The transcript is spliced from 11 exons. Gene Ontology annotation, molecular function: methyltransferase activity. The record is from RefSeq and is a predicted model, not a curated record.